Globicephala melas (long-finned pilot whale) is the source of this 685-nucleotide messenger RNA. RefSeq names its product NADH:ubiquinone oxidoreductase subunit S4 (gene NDUFS4). The record is from RefSeq and is a predicted model, not a curated record. Lineage: Eukaryota; Metazoa; Chordata; Mammalia; Artiodactyla; Delphinidae. Gene Ontology annotation, biological process: electron transport chain.
AGUUUGUCCCUUGCGGUGAUCCGUCCUAGUGUUUGCCUGCAGCAAGAUGGCGGCGGUCUCAAUGUCAGUGGCGCUGAGGCAAGCGUUGCGGGGGAGAAGGGCAGCGGCUGUAGCUGCCGUUUCCGUUUCCAAGGUUCCUACCAGGUCGCUGAGCACUUCCACAUGGAGGUUGGCACAGGACCAAACUCGAGACACGCAACUCAUAACGGUUGAUGAAAAAUUGGAUAUUACUGCUUUAACUGGUAUUCCAGAAGAGCAUAUCAAAACUAGAAAAGUCAGGAUCUUUGUUCCUGCUCGCAAUAACAUGCAGUCUGGAGUAAACAAUACGAAGAAAUGGAAGAUGGAGUUUGAUACCAGAGAGAGAUGGGAAAAUCCUUUGAUGGGUUGGGCAUCAACGGCUGAUCCACUGUCCAACAUGGUUCUAGCUUUCAGUACUAAAGACGACGCAAUUGCCUUUGCAGAAAAAAAUGGAUGGAGCUAUGAUGUUGAAGAGAGAAGGGUUCCGAAACCCAAGUCCAAGUCUUACGGCGCAAACUUUUCUUGGAACAAAAGAACAAGAGUAUCCACAAAAUAGGUUGGCACGGAUUAUAUCUCUGCUUGUCUGUGAAUAAAGUCAGCUGUUCAGUAUUUAUAGUCCGUGUAUAUUACACCUCAAUCUCCUAAUAAAUUUGACCUUUAAACUACA